Gasterosteus aculeatus aculeatus (three-spined stickleback) is the source of this 4002-nucleotide messenger RNA. RefSeq names its product voltage-dependent calcium channel gamma-4 subunit-like. Gene Ontology annotation, cellular component: postsynaptic density membrane; AMPA glutamate receptor complex. The record is from RefSeq and is a predicted model, not a curated record. Gene Ontology annotation, biological process: transmission of nerve impulse; neurotransmitter receptor internalization; calcium ion transport. NCBI's taxonomy places the organism in Eukaryota, Metazoa, Chordata, Actinopteri, Perciformes, Gasterosteidae. Gene Ontology annotation, molecular function: channel regulator activity; voltage-gated calcium channel activity.
GGGGGCUCGUUCGCCCGGCAUCAGGCAUCAGGUUCUGGAUGUUUGUUAGUUUUUUCAGAACCUUCAUCCUCACAGUAAAAAAAGCUGUGUGGGAGACGCUUCUGGAUCACCAGCACCACUUCAAGACUCAAGUCACGUUUGUUAAACAGACACAUCCUCUCCUCCUCUUCUCCUCGUCUCCUCCUCCUCCUCUUCUCCUCGUCUCCUCCUCUCUUCCAUCUCUUUCUCAGCUUCUCCUUGUUUUAUGUCUCUCACUCUCUUUCAUCCGCUCCUCUCUCCCCCUUCGCCUCUUUCUUCCUCCUCUCAGUGGCUAAGAUGACUGCCAUGACAAUUCAAUGAGAGGAGAGGACAGCGAGUGAAGUACCCCCCCCUGCCCCCCCCCCUGGAAAGAAGGAGUGCUCAAGGUAAAGAGAGGAGGAGAAGAAGAGGCGCGAGGGCGGGAGAGAGAGAGAGGGAAAGCGAAGGAUUAGCGGUGGAUGGAGGCGGCUUGGACCGGGGCUACGGAGCGCUCUCCAUUGACGAAGAAGAAGAAGAAGAAGAACAGCGGCAGCAGCCGGGAGGAGAAGAGAUGGAGGCGAAAGGCAGGAGCAUGCCUCCAGAUAUCAGCUUCCUCCCUCGCCCGGCCAUGGUGUGGUGCGAGCGGGGCAUCCAGGUGCUGCUGACCACCAUGGGGGCGUUCGCGGCCUUCGCCCUGAUGACGGUGGCCAUCGGCACGGACUACUGGCUGUACGCCCGCGCCUUCAUCUGCAACAGCACGGCCAACUCGUCCCAGGACGACGCCAACAACAAGGACAAGAAGGACCCCGGGGCCCUCACCCACUCGGGCCUCUGGAGGAUCUGCUGCCUGGAAGGCCUGAAGCGAGGUGUGUGUUCCCAGAUCAAUCAUUUUCCAGACGACGCCGACUACGACCAAGAUUCUGCAGAGUAUCUGCUGCGCGUGGUCCGAGCCUCCAGCAUCUUCCCCAUCCUCAGCGCCAUACUGCUCCUGCUCGGCGCCGUGUGCGUCGCUUCCAGCAGCUUCUACAAGAGCAAAAGGAACAUCGUCCUCGGCGGGGGGAUCCUCUUCGUGGCUGCUGGCCUCAGCAACAUCAUCGGAGUGAUUGUGUACAUCUCGGCGGCCCUCAGCGACAUCUCCCCCAAGAAAGACGAGGACAAGAAGUGGCACUACUCCUACGGCUGGUCCUUCUACUUCGGCGGCCUGUCCUUCAUCCUGGCCGAGAUGGUGGGUGUCCUCGCCGUCAACAUCUACAUCGAGAAGAACAAGGAGCUGCGCUGCCGCUCCCGCGCCGACCUCUUCAAGAGCACCACGCACGCCGUGCUGCGGCUGCCCAGCUACCGCUUCCGCCGGCGCUCCCGCUCCAGCUCGCGCUCCACCGACCCGCCGCGCUCGCAGGAAAACUCGCCCAUCGGCACGUCCAAGACCUUCAGCCUGCCGCCGUCGGCCCCGCCCUUCUCCGUGGCCACCCUGCCCAACCCGCACCACACCAGCAGCAGCGGGAGCGGAGGAGGAGGCGCCGGCGCCGGCGACAUCUCCAUGUACACCCUGACGCGGGACUCAAAGCUGGGCAGCCUCGGCGGCGGCGCCCCGCCCCUCUACGGCACGGUGGACCGCGCCACGCUGUACCAGCUCCACAACUACUUCCCAAAAGACGGAGGCGGCGGAGGAGGAGGCGGAGCGGUGAUAAGCAGCGGCACACUCCCGUCUCACUCCAAGUCCAACUUGGCGGCGGCGGCAGUGGCCCAGACCGCGGCGCCGCUGAACACCUCCACGUCGGCCGUGGCACCGGCUCAGUCGGCCCCCAUAUCCACGGCCACCAUGGAGAGGGACCGGGGGAACAUGGGCACCCUGGACCGGCUCACAGCCAAGAGGGACCGCGACAGCAACUCAGACACUCUGAACAGGAAGACCACGCCGGUUUAGAACGGAGAGCGGAGGGAGCCGGUCGCCAUGACAGCGAGACGGCGGUUGAAAGAGAGGGAGAGAAGGGCUGAACAUGUUUUCCAUCCUUGAGCCUGAGGUAUCGAGCUGCCGUACUUACUCACUGAUAUCAUUUACAGUCAUAGAACACCGUGACAUUUUGUGCAAAUUCACGACGACUGCCUUAAAAUGGUCAUGACUUUAGUUUCAAAAACUUCAAAAAGUCAACGACGAGGCGUCGGUGCGGCGGAGGCAGCGACUGGGAGCCUUCCAGUAAAAAAGUGUCCCGUGGGAGCGUCUGGGGGUUAAGUGCCUUGCUGAAGAGGCGGGUGAGCUCAAUGAUAUUCGUUUUACCCUUCUAGAAUUAAUCAACUUUACGACUCGAUGUUGGUAUUAAAAAGUCAUCAGAAGUAAAACUGAAUCAAAAGUGAAGGCCUUCACACGUCCAGACGUCCACUUUGGAAAGCACCCAAUCGAGGCUCUCCUAACACUUCAAAGCACCACUUACAUUGAAAUAAGCAAGUGUCCAGAUGGUGUAAGUCACCGGUCUGUUUUUAAAAAGAACACUGAGCCACAGACGGGUCCCUUCAGCCAAGAGACAAUCUGCCCGGUGAUCAGUUGAGUGCUAAUUUAGGGUCAAAGGUAGCUACGUAACCUCGGCCAUAUCUUACCUACUGACACACGCCUGAGCCUGUUCCCUUUUCACCGCCUCAAAGGCAGUUGCAGUGACAGAUGGGCAUUCUCCACACGCCCAGCCGUAGACUUAAAGCUUCACCCCGUACGCCUCCGCCACACCUCUGCUAGUUGUCACAGUUUGGUCAAACGCCGCAAGAAAUGUCCACCUGAAGAGGAAACGUCAUCGGACGCCUGAUUCCUCCAGUCUCGGUUCAAAAGUGAGAGGCGAUAGGAGACUUCUUUUGCCUUGAGCGGUCGUAGCAUUCGUAGAGGAGCUUCUGUGAGGGUUAGUCGGCUAAACUGAUUCCAGGGUUUCUGGGACUGUUUAUGAAGGUGAGUUCAUACCGAAGGAUACAAAGAAGCAUCAUUUGAGUGCUCGUACCAAGGGCUGCAACCACAGGCCACAGGGUGGGGGUCAAUUCAGUUUACACUCAGGGGGGGGGUUAACUUGCAUGAUAUAGUGUCUAUCAUAUUAUCUGACUUUUCACCUUUACCCAGGGACGGCACGACGGAUCAGCGAGAGGAAAAUGCCAAACACUCGUUUUAUUUAGAAAAAAUAUGCUUUUGUCAGGAAUGAAAGAAAUCAUAAAGUUUGUGUCGGAACAACUCGGCGGCUCCAACACAACUGACUGGUUCGCCUUUUCGCUAAGAAAGUCGUUUUAAAGUCGCCAUCAAAAACACAACACUUGGAAAAGAUAUUAUAGUGCAAAAUGACCAGAUUGUGGAUUAUGUAAAACGUUCUGAGCGGUGUUGUCAUUUCUGAGGCUUGACAGCAACAUGACUUUUCUGAAACGGACGACACUUUGGAUUGAAACUCUUCUCGUGUUUUUAAUCUGAAUAUUGGAUUUAUGUUCUGAACUCUCGAAUCCACUGAACCUUGCAAGAGGUAGAGAGCACAUCAGCUAACCGCUAACAGCUAACCCCUUCCCUCUGUCUCUCUUUCAGCUAUAACUAUAUACUAUUUCACAAACUAGAAUAAUAAAUGUAUUAUUGAGUAUAUUAUUGAUCCAUUUCCUUCAACAAAAGCACAUAAUGUCUGUAAAUGGUAAUCUGUGGGUUGUCUCUAGGCUACAUGAGAUUGUACCUCCUUGAGUAUUAAUAUCAUCUUGCUGGUGUUUCUAUGAUCGUACUUAUUGCAGGGUAUUUAUACAUUUUUUAAAUCUUUUCUUUUUGUAAUUUUUUAUAAUUGUUUCAAGGACUUUUGUGUUUCCUUUCUGUCGGGUGUCACGUGGGUGUGAGCGGGUCCUUUGCAUCCGUUCGUUGGUACGGGGCGAGUUGACUGAGCGUGCAUGCUCCUCUUCAGCAACACCUCGGUUCACCCUUUACGCACACGCUCUUUUUCUCUUUGCCAAAUAAUGUUUUUGUUUAAUUUUCUCUUUAUCCAUCAUUACACUGUAAUUUACUCCGAA